This is a messenger RNA of Ixodes scapularis (black-legged tick), 2768 nucleotides long. Its product is annotated as Down syndrome cell adhesion molecule homolog. Gene Ontology annotation, molecular function: protein binding. NCBI's taxonomy places the organism in Eukaryota, Metazoa, Arthropoda, Arachnida, Ixodida, Ixodidae. The transcript is spliced from 18 exons. The record is from RefSeq and is a predicted model, not a curated record. The coding region runs from base 1 to 2754 and encodes 917 amino acids.
AUGGGUAGCAAAAAGUAUUUUUUGGUGUGUCGUGUCGUUCUUGUGCUAAGCGGAGUUAGCGUUGGCAGCAGCAAGAUUCCCUUCAACCACCGGCAGCGCGUGCAGCCGGAUGGCAGCCUGUCCAUCAGCAACGUGCAGCAGGUCUCGGACGACGGUAGCUACGUGUGCAGGUUCACGGACUCGCGGAACCAGAAGCACACGGGCAACGUGCUGCUCAAGGUCAUCGAACCACCCGUGAUCUCCCACUACGAGUUCCGGCAGGACAUGCAAGUGGGCAUGCGCAUCAAGGUCUUCUGUACCGUGGUCCGGGGCGACGCGCCCUUCCUCUUCACCUGGCUCAAAGACGGCGUCCCCGUCGACCCGACCGCGGGGGUCCAGGCGGGCCUCAGCGUCCAGAACCAGAGGGACUACUCCAUGCUCUCGGCGGACUCACUCCAACUGGAGCACUCGGGGAACUACACCUGCGUCGUCAAGAACCAGGCGGCGACCACCACGUACUCGGCCAUGCUCAGGGUCAACGAGCCCCCCAAGUGGGAAGUGGAGCCGGAGAACGCGGCGGUUGUUCAGGGCAGAAACGUUCAGCUCCAGUGCAGCGCCAACGGAACGCCGCAGCCGACCAUCACGUGGAUGAUCGCCUCCGGUCAGUGGCGGCGUCAAACACACAUUUUCAACUCUACGCGCGAGGAGUUCCUUCCGCUGUACAACAGCCACAAGUACGGGCUGUUCCCGAACGGCACGCUGUCCAUCCAUCAGCUGGAGCCCGAGGAGUCCGGCUACUACCUGUGCAAGGCCUCCAACGGCUUCGGAGAGGACCUCAGCAAGCUCGUCUUCCUCACCGUCAAGCGGCCGCCCAAGUUCGACGUCAAGUUCCGCGCCCACGCUGUGAAGCGGGGCGAGAAGGCAAAGCUGGCGUGCAUGGCCACGGGCGACCUCCCCAUCGCCGUGUCCUGGUCCAAAAACAACGACCGCGUCCCAGACAAAAGCAAGUUCAGGGUGUCCACGGUGGCCAAUCAGAGCGUGUCCAGUGUCACUUCCACCCUGGUCGUGUCCACCGAGACCGUGGAGGACUCGGGCAUCUACAGCUGCAUGGCCAAGAACCACUACGGCUCCGACGAGACCAGCAUGCGCCUGCUCGUGCAGGAGGUGCCGGGAGCCCCCGUGAACGUGACAGUGGCCAACGCGACUGGAAACAGCCUGCUGCUAUCCUGGGCCGAGCCCUUCCGGGGAAACAGCGCCAUCACGCGGUACCUGGUACAGUUCCGGGAGGCAGACGACGAAGCUGCGCUGCGCAACCUGACCACCAACACGUCCCUGACGUUGGCCAGCAUCGGAUCCCUGCGACCGGCGCGGGUGUUCAGCCUGCGCGUCAAGGCCGAGAACGGCGUCGGGUGGGGACGCUUCAGCGGGUGGGUCACGGCCAACACCGAGGAAGACAGCCCGGCCAGCCCGCCGGUCAAUAUCACCGCCAGACCGACGGGCCCGAACUCAAUCAAGAUAUCCUGGGAGCCUCCAAAAGAGGAAGACUGGAACGGGCACCUCAAGGGCUACUACAUCAGCUACCGCCCUGUGGGAUCCAGCGACCAGUACUACCACAAGACGGUGGACGUGCACAACCCGCAUCAGCGGCAGGAGAUUCACCUGACCAACCUGAGGCUAUCCAUGUCCUACAGCGUCACCAUUCAAGCCUUCACCAGCAAGGGAGCUGGACCCAUGUCCCAAGAGGUCCUGGUCAAGACGCUUGAUGAUGUACCACCGAGUCCUCCAACCCUGGAAGUUGUGUCCGUAACAACGAGCUCCGUCACCCUGGGAUGGUCCCUGAAGACGUCCUUCGGGAACCCUGUGACGGAGUACGUGCUCCACCAGCGCAAGGACUCCGACCAUUGGCAGGAGACGCCCAUCUCCACGGUGCAGCCCCUGCACACGGUUCGGGACCUAGAGUGCGGGACCACGUACCAGUUCUACAUGACGGCCCACAACUCUCUCGGGCGCAGCGAGCCCAGCGACGUGAUCCGGGCCAAGACCGAUGCCCCGCUGUCUCCGAGCAAGGAAGAGUUCAUCCAGGCGGCUCAGCGGCACGCCACCCUGAGCCUGCGCAGCUGGAAGAGCGGAGGCUGCGAGCUCCUGGACUUCUCCGUCCGGCUACGGCAAGGAGGCCCACCGCAGGCCUGGGCCAACCUGGCCGAAGGACUCCCGGCCAACCAGAGCCAGUUCCUACUGAGAAACCUGACACCCGGAGCAACCUACCACGUCCACGUCGUCGCCAAGUCCACCGCGGGGGCCACCGAGGCGCAGUAUGAGUUCGCGACGCUCAAUGGAACCACACACGUGGCGUCGGUGGAGGCCACGUCUACGCAGCCCAAACGCUCCACACUGCCGAGCAUGACGGACUUGGAGAUCAUCGUCCCGAUCCUGGUGUCCAGUUUCGUGGUCCUCGUGGUCAUCAUCGUCGGCUGCAUCCUCUGCUCGAGGGAGUCGCUGUGCGCGGAAAGGGACAACUGCGCACGUCCCGAACUGCGCAGCAACUACUCCGAGGAGGUGGUGGCCAUGAAGGAGCUGGCGAACGCGGCCGAGUGCAUGGCCCGCUGCGAGGACGGCAUGCACGCCCCGCAGAUGGGCAGCCCCUUCCCCACGGCCCAGUCCAUCUACGCACAGAGGCCCGGUAAGAAACGGAAGAUGACCCCUACGCGAUGCCAUACGAUGUCCUACACCGAAACGGAGCCGAAGAAGGCGAUGCUGGAUGCCAAAAUCAUCUAGAGAGGAACACCCUC